UGGUUAUGUGUGUCGGUGACGGUGUGUUGGUGCGAUGAAAUUGUAAACAUUCCAAAAUGCCUAGUUCUCUUCUUUUUGGUAUAAACAGUGAGGGGCGCGUCCACACCCUCUCCACCACGGGGACGAUGUGGCGCGAAAUUCCUUACGCCGGACAAGAAUUCAAAAAACUAGCUGCAGUCCCGCACUUCCUAUGGGCGUUAGGGGGCGACCACCAAAUCUACGUGUACGUCCACGGCCUCGACAUUCCUAUUCGAGUCCGAGAAGAGUCCUACGAAAAUGAGAGGUGGCUUCCGAUUGAAGGCUUCUCGUCGCGUCUUUUACCGACAGAUCGCUACCAUUUUUCGAAUGCUGACGGCACCGUUGAUCGCUCAAUUGAUAAAAUUAGGCUGCCGUCAAUGGCUUGGCAAUGGGAGGGCGAUUGGCAGUUGGAGUUGACGCUGGAUGGGCAGCCUUUGGACCACCAGGGGUGGACCUAUGCGGUCGAUUUUCCGUCGCAGUAUUAUUCGAAGAAGCAGUGGAAGAGUUGCGUGAGGCGGCGACUGUGGGUGAGAUCGCGGAGGUACAGCGCGAUGAAUUCGUGGUGUGCGAUAGCCCCCUUACACAAAGACGCCACAAGUGAGCCAUUCAUUGACAUAUCAAUCGGGGGGCAAUCGGUAGCGGGGGCGGAGCCCGGCACAAUGCUGGUUUGGGCCGUAACUUCACACAACCGGGUCAUGUUUCGUACUGGCGUCAGUACGAAGUCUCCCGAGGGGGCCCGUUGGAAUCCUAUCCAAGUGCCUCUCGGCAGCGAAGUAAACCAAAUCAACGUGGGCCCCACGGGUCUAGUCUGGGCGUCUCUCCUUGACGGCCGCGCCCUAGUUCGUAUCGGAGUCACUCGUGAUUGCCUCACCGGUGAUUCUUGGGUGGAAGUCCGAGGCCCCGGAGACAAUCUAAAAAUAAGCCAGCUCUCUGUGGGCAGUUGCGCCGUUUGGGCAGUUACCCAAACCAAGCAAGUCUGGUUUAGAAAAGGGGUGAAAGGGGAGGGUGCGGGGAUGAGCGAGGAGCUGGCUGCUGGAUGCGGAUGGGUGGAAAUGGUCGGCCGGAUGGCACAAAUCAGUGUCGCCGCCAACGACCAAGUUUUUGCAGUGGGGGCCGAUGAUCGUCUGGUUUACUAUAGGAGCGGAGUGGUUAAUUCGGAUUUGACGGGGAAGAGGUGGAAGGCGCUGCAUGCUCCCUUGCAAGUCAGUAGGGCUAGCAGUAAUGCGAGUCUUAAUAGAGAUAAGUUUCAUCGCAGCUUUAACGCUUUGCAGAGUCGCCCUAGCAGCAUGUGUGAACCGUCGACGAUCUCCGAAUGGGAGGACCAAUCUCACUCCGCCCCUACGGCUCCCACGUCCCUCCCUGUCGGUGACCUAACCCAAAAAUUCGAGACUCAACCAAAGAAUCCCAAAGCUUGGAGUCCUGUCCACUCGGUAGGCUCCAUCGUCGGUACUGAAGUCCACCCGGAAGUGGACGAAAGUGUAUGGAGUGAUGGCAGUCGUGAAUCGUGCAUUUUUGCUGAAGACGAAGAGCUCGGCUGGGCGGAAUACGAAGCGCCCUGGUCGUGGGUUGAGGCGGGCGCUUGUACCGUCGAUCCCGCCCAGUUGCCCAAUUGGUUUGCUGAAACUGGAGGCGGGGCUAACCAAACCGAAAUCGACGAACCAUGGCGUUUGAAAAUUUUACAAGAAUUGAAAUUGCGACUGCCUACCGAAAAGUACAAGAAUUGGCAGUUGGCCGUGGAUACGACAUCGUGGGUGCAUUCAGGGGAGGCGCGUGUUAGUUGGGGAAGUGGCCAGUUUGUUGAUUGUCUGUUGCAAUUGGAAUGGGUGCAGACGACAGGGACUUUAACAGUGUUGAACCCGGACGGGGCGAGCACUAUGAAUAUUUUUAGUUUGAAUGAAAUCACGUGUAUCCAAUGCUGUAGCGAGCCAGGAAAUCCCCGGCUUGCGAUUCAUUGCCCACGCCACGCCCCAUCGAUGUUAAGGUUACAGUUUAGUAGCGACGCCCAGUUGGAAGAAUGGCAAACGCAUUUUGCCACAACUUGUGGAAAAUUGCAUCAAGCGUUGGGUAAGCCCAGCGAGGAGAGUGUGUGGGCGGUGACUGGUUUAGGGGAUGUGUUUAUUUGGGACCCGACCCAACUCGAAUCAAAUCAACUGCGUGAGAAUGAUUAUUAUGUACAAAAGUUUGAUUUGAGUGGAAAAGAAUCGCCGAUUAAAGUCGCUCUUCAUGGGAGUUUCAGUCCAGGUACUACCGUAACCUUAACUGGGUGUAUAGGAGAUGAUGCGGACCGAAUUGGGAUUAAUCUAGACGCCCAUUCGACAUACAAAUUGCGUCACAAGGCUUACAGCGAGUUUGAAAAUACUUGUCUGCACUUCAAUCCGAGGUUUGCCGAUGGUUACAUCGUGAGAAAUUCGAUGAUUGAGGGGAAGUGGGGAAAGGAGGAGUAUGAUGGUGAAAUGCCGUUACAAAAAGGGCACGAAUUUACCCUAAAAAUUGAGACAACAGAAGACGCCUUUGUUAUUUAUAUCGAUGAUAAACUUUUCACCCAUUAUAGACACCGUCUACCCCCAAAUUCAGUCUCAAUGUUGAAUAUUUGGGGACGUUUACAACCAUUCCGAUUAGUUAUUAAAUGUCCCGAUAUCAUUCUCGAUCCGUUAAAUUUGUAUUGGAGGCAAGUGGGCGGUCAUUUGAGGCGUGUAGAAUCAUGUCGAGUGGGCGUGACUUGGGGUAUCGGCUAUGACCACACGGCGUGGGUGUAUAACGGUGGGUGGGGCGGCGGUUUUUUGGGGCCUUUGGACAGUCAUAAUGUUCAUCCUAUGACUGAUUCUCAAGAUUAUCGCGUUUACGAAAACCAAAGAUGGAAUCCUGUCACUGGAUAUACUUCAGCAGGGCUACCAACUGAUCGAUACAUGUGGAGUGAUGCAACGGGCAAACAAAAGAGAACUAGAGAUCAAGUAAAACUGUUGUCGGUGAAAUGGCAGUGGGUUUCUGACUGGAUGAUCGAUUUUCACGUGCCAGGGGGAGUGGACAAGGAUGGAUGGCAGUAUGCUGUCGAUUUCCCGAGUACUUACCACGCCCAUAAAAAUUUCACCGAUUAUGUGAGACGAAGGCGGUGGUAUAGGCGGUGCGCUGUAGCCACGAUUGGGCCGUGGCAAGAGUUGGGCCACACGAAACUGAUUGAUGUGUCUUUGGAACCGGUGAAAGAUGAUGUGGAUAGUGUCAUAUCGGUGUGGGCAUUGGCUUCAGGAGGACAAGCGAUGUUCCGAACUGGAGUCACAAGGUCGAAUCCCACGGGAACAGGGUGGGAACACGUAACUUCGGACCAACCCCUUGGGAGUAUCAGUUGUGGUCCCUAUAAUUUGGUUUGGGCUAUUGGAAAAAAAGGUUGUGCGUAUUGGAGGGCCGGAAUUAAUGAAAAUAAGCUUGAAGGUGAUAGAUGGGUGUGUGUAGAGCCUCCUAACGGAGGUCAGUUAAAAGAAAUUUCAGUUAACUGUGUUGGGGUUUGGGGAGUUGAUCAUCUAGGACGGUUGCAUGUGAGGAGGGAAGUGACGGAGACGUUUCCUGAAGGGACGCACUGGCAAACUAUUACGGUCGAUCCGCUUGUACUUAAUUCAGCUCCAAAUACAACCGGAUUUAAACAUGUCAGUGUUGGAAGAAAUGAAGUCUGGGCUACGACCGACGGUGGUGCCAUACUUCGACGUACGGGAAUUUGUAAAACCAACCCUGGAGGGUCGGGUUGGUUUAUCGGGAUUCCGGGAAACUGGCAACAAGUCAGCGUCCGUGCAUUUAACUAAGUGCUAAAAUGUGAUUUUAAUUUUUUUAUCAGCUUUAUUUCUGUGAUAGUUUUAUUUGAAAGAAAAGGCAAGCUUAACUGAUAAAUUAUUUUAUAUUAUUUUUUGUUGUAAUUAUAAACAUUCCAUAUAAACCCAACACAUAUAAACAAUAAACUGUUACAAAAAAUAACUACA
Tribolium madens (black flour beetle) is the source of this 3983-nucleotide messenger RNA. RefSeq names its product tectonin beta-propeller repeat-containing protein. Gene Ontology annotation, molecular function: carbohydrate binding. Bases 57 to 3809 code for a protein of 1250 amino acids. The record is from RefSeq and is a predicted model, not a curated record. The transcript has 8 exons. Lineage: Eukaryota; Metazoa; Arthropoda; Insecta; Coleoptera; Tenebrionidae. Gene Ontology annotation, cellular component: membrane.